Messenger RNA from Phlebotomus argentipes, 4249 nucleotides. RefSeq names its product leucine-rich PPR motif-containing protein, mitochondrial (gene bsf). Gene Ontology annotation, molecular function: protein binding. The transcript has 3 exons. The coding region runs from base 24 to 4169 and encodes 1381 amino acids. The record is from RefSeq and is a predicted model, not a curated record. NCBI's taxonomy places the organism in Eukaryota, Metazoa, Arthropoda, Insecta, Diptera, Psychodidae.
UUCGCCGUCAGUGUUUUCUCAACAUGGCCGGGAUUCUUCGCGGAAGCAAAUUAGUGCGGUAUUUUGCGGGUUUCGCUCGCAGCAUCGCCUUCAGCACUUCCAGGGAGCUUGAAGGGAAUGUUCUGCAGCAGGGACAAUGUUUCUGUGGACACCUAUCGCAGGGUUUUUCAACCAACGCCCGGUCAGAUCAAAACCUUGACAGAUCCCUGAAGCGACUGGAUCAGGAUGUUCGACGAUCUGGAAGAAUCUCCAGGAGGGACAUUGAAGAGAUCCUGGAGGAGAUUCGCCUGCAGAGAUCCGCCACGAGUUCUCAAUCUCUGCUGGUCAUUCGAUGUUGUGGGAACCUCGUGCCGGAGGAACUUCCGGAAGUGCGAACGGCCCUGGUGCAGGAAAUCUGGCAUACACUGAACAAUCUGAAUGUCCCAAUGGACAUUUCGCACUACAACGCUCUGCUGAGGGUAUAUCUGGAAAAUGAGCAUCCCUUCUCACCCACUGAGUUCCUCAGUGAUCUGGAGGCGAAGGGAGUGGAGCCCAAUAGAGUGACAUACCAGCGACUCAUUGCGAGAUAUUGCCAGGAAGGUGAUAUCGAGGGAGCGACCAGAAUUCUCGAGUUUAUGCGAGAGAAGCAGCUUCCAGUGAAUGAGAAUGUGUUCAAUGCCCUGAUUCUGGGACAUUCUCAGGCGGACGACAUGGAGUCUGCCGUGGGGAUUCUCAAUGUAAUGCAGCAGGCAGGAUUGGAACCAAGUGCAGACACAUACACGACGCUCUUGUGUGGAUAUGCGAAGAAGGGCGACGUGGAGGCGAUCAAGAAAACACUGGCAGAGUGCGAAAAGAAGGAGAUCUUCCUCCUGGACAAAGACAUUCUCGAUGUUCUCUACGCCUUGACGGUGAGUGGUCAUGGGAAAGACGCGGACGCUCUUCUGAGCUGUGUGAGGAAGUCAGUUGGAUACAAUCAAGAUGCUGUCAACACAAUUCUGAGGCUGACAAAUCGUGGAGAGGAUGAAGUCGCUUUGAAAAUCUUGAGAACAAUGCCGCGAAAUGUAAAAGCCAACGGCGAUGUCAGCGACACCGGGAAUUUCUUCAUCCGACAAAUGGUGAAGGCAAAACUGCCCGUAGCGAGGAUUCUGACUGUCUGUAACAAUAUUCAGGAGGAGGGCCUGAAUUCUCGACCACUCUUGGUUGCCAUUGAAGCCGGUCUGAAUCAAGGGAACGUGGAAAUUGUUAUGCCGCUGCUGAAGAGAGCCAAAGAAAUGGGUUUCCCAAUGCGUCCGCACUAUUUCUGGCCACUUCUGUGCUCCGCCGCCAAAUCAAAAUCCACUCCGGGUGUGGUGAAGGUGCUGAAGCAGAUGCAGGAGGAGUUUGACAUGCAGGCUAAUAGUGAAACCAUCAGGGAGUAUGUUAUCCCGCACUUAAAGGCGAAGGCAUAUGAUGUAAUGCGGGAUCUGAUUGAUGCUGGACUGUCUCCGGGAAUAGUGUGCACGAGUGUGGUGUACAAUGAGCUACUGAAGGGGGAUCUGAAGAAGGCCGCUGAGAUUUCCACAGCCUAUCGCGCAUUCUAUGUGCCCAGUCUCUUCCGGAGGCCUCUUAUCAGCGCACUGAACUCGUCAAAGGACUGUGAAUCCUUUAUAAAGAUAAUUCGGCAAAUCUAUGAUGGGAUGGCAUGGAUGGACAGAGCUACUGGGAGGGAGCAGAGUGAGGAGACGAAUGAGAAUGAGGGAGAGGCAAAUCAGCACGAAUUUCUAGGGCAGAUUGUGUACGAUGUGGCAGCGUACUUCCGGCAGAGUAGCGAUGAGAUGCUGAGAAAGGUGCUCGAAGGACUUGUGCAAGAGGGAUUGUCCAUAAGUUCUCGGCAAGCUGAGAGGAUUCAGGAGAAACUCGGAUCUGAGCUCACGGUGGAGAUUUCAACGAGUCUUGGGCAAUUGGCGUCUGGAGAGUUGGAACCGGUGCCGUUGUCACAGGAAGAGGGAUCUAGGAGGACAGCGUCUGUGGCUCAGAUGAGUGCGACGCAGUUGGAGAGGAUCAUAGAGCAAGUAGAGGCCAAGGGAGAGAACGCCAAGGGUCUCAAGAGAUAUCUUCUGGGUGCCUGCUUCCGCAGCAAGGAUCUGCAGAAGAGUGAGGAAGUUAUACAGCGUCUCGAAGCGGAAGGAUACACUUUCACUUCCGGAGUCUACGCUCAGAUGAUUGACUUGUACUGCUAUCAUGAGAAAUUGGAGAAAGUGCUGGAGACCUAUAAGCUCAUCAAGGAGAAGGAGCCAGAAUUCCUCUUGGACAAUAUGAAGACCAUUCGAGUGAUUUCGCUUCUGCUCAAUGAGGAGCGUGUGGAUGAAGCUUUGGAUUUUCUGCAGAAGAACCAAAAGUCCGAAUGUAUGGAUGAAACUGUGUUCAAUUAUCGCGCCAAUGUGUGGAAAAUGCUGAACGCUUUGGCCGAAAAGGGACAAAGUGAGACGCUGAACAAGGUCUUUACGACUCUCGAGGCUGGACGCUAUAUUGAAGUGAGUAAUGUGCUCUUGGGACCACUGAUAAAGGUGCAUCUCGUGAAGGAUGACUUGACGAAAGCGAUGGACACCUUUGAGCAGAUCUCUGAGAAAUAUCAAGUCACACCUUGGAAGAGUGAACUUGCCUGUCGCCUGAUCCAGGCUGAGGAUGCCAACAAUCUCCAGCGUUUGACGAAUCUGAGCACAAAGAUUCACGGAGAAGUGAAUUCUCUCUAUGAUCUCGUCUUUUCAUUCGUUGAGUGCGGCCGCAUUCGCCAAGCCAGGAAGAUUCUGGAGACUCCGGGCCUCCGGAUGCGCUAUCAGAGGCUGAGUAAUGUGUGCGAGAGGUACAGUCAGGAGGGAAUGGUGCAGCCUCUCGAGGGACUUGUGGAGGCUACUAAGGAUCUUUUGCACAUCAAUCGGGCGGAUAUUUACUACAAUCUCCUGGUGAGCUAUUGCAAAGACGACGCGGCGGAUAAGGCUCUGGGUCUGUGGACGAAGAUGCAGGAGGAGGACAUUACGCCCUCGGAUGCUUUCCUCGAAAAGCUGGGCAAAUUUCUGCAGUCAAAGAACCUGGACGUUCCAUUUGCCGUGCCUAACGCGAAGAGAGCUGUCGAGAAGGAGCAGAUAACUGAAGCUGCAAGUUCAGCACCAAAGCCAUCCAAGGAAAACCUCAACAUAGUUCCAGUGGCAUCAACUGUCUCAGUGUUCAGAAAAGCGCUCAAGGAGGGAAAUGUUGAUAGUGUUGUGGCGGCUUAUCAGAAACUCUCUCCAGCGGAUAAAUUGAACAUCACUCACCAGUCGCAAUUCCUUGAGAUGCUGGUGAAGGACGGAAGAUUCCAAGAAGCCAAUCAGUUGCUGCAGAAAAUGCUGCAAGAGAAUACACAUCCAAUUCCCAGAGUCUUCCGUUUCUAUCUCAACAAAAUUGCCUCAUCUGGUGAUAUUGCCCAGUUUGAGAAGAUCUCACAGUAUUUGUCACCAGAAAUGAAGAAGGUCAUCUCAUUUGACAAUCGCCAGUGCCAUGCUUACGUCGCUUCCGGACGUGCUGGAGAGUAUCUGGAUAUGCUGGAGAAGGAACUGAGCAUGGCGAAGAGUGACGAAGACAGAGCAUCGCUCACUGAGAAAUUCCCCAGAGGCGGAGCACAAGGAAUUCUCCAGCAUCACCCAGAAUUGUCUGAUAAAUUUGAAAUUCUGGCUGGGAAAUUUAUGGAGCAAAAAAUCAGUUCUCCCAUGAAUGUUCUGUGGAUUCAUUACUUCAUCACCGGGAAUCAAGAGAAGCAAGAGAAGAUUUGGCGAGAACAUUUGAAGGAUUCUCCAAGAUUGAUGUUUCAGCGCAUUGUGCAGACGGCCAGGGAAAAUGAAGACGUCAAUCUUGUACAGCAAUUAAUUGACAAGCUGACCGGAACGAGCGUGACGGACGGAGCUCUGGGAAAUGUCUACAGUUGUCUUCUGGACAUCCAUUCGGCACGCGAGCAGUAUGAUUUGGGACUGCAAGCACUGAAUGCGGCCGUUGAAAAGAAGAUUUCCCUGCAGACGUUCAACAGAACAGCCCUGACGAGACUCAAGGAUGGUCUGGAGAAGGCGGGAAAGCAGUUCCCACACAAAAUCCCUGAGAAAUCCAGCCAGACAACUGAGGAUUCCAGCUCCAGCAGUAGCAGCAGUAGUGAUGAUGAACCGGAGAGGCCACGAAAGUAGUGAGAUUCAUGUUUGUUUUGCGGAAGAAUUCAUAAUUGCACCCUUUGGAAUAGCCUAAUAAAAAUACAUUAAUACAAAAA